AUGGAAACUUCUACUUCAAGCAGCCUUGGAUCCCUGAGUCGUGAAGACAAGGAGGACUGUAGUUCAUCUACAACAAUACAUUCUGCAACUAGUGAUGACAGAUUUCAGGACCGAGCCUUCCUGAAGGUGACCUGCUUCCCUGAAGUUCUGACUUGUGAGAGUUUUGAUGUUAAACUGUGCCUGUAUAGUCUUCUUUUGAAAGAAUUGCUGCUGCUUGAUACUGAACUAAGAAGGGAAAAACAGGUGAUAUUUAUUCAGGUUCUCAGAACAUACCUCUCUGAUUUUUACCUUAAAAAGAGGAUUACUGAAGAUUUGUACCAGAAGAUCAUUUUGACGCAAGAAACUGAUUUGGAAGAGUUACAGAAACAACUUACCUCCAGACUACUGAGUACUGAAAUGUCGAGCGCUCGUAAUUCAGAGUACCAGACCUUAGAAGACUUAGAAAGGAAAGAGAGGGAAUAUUCUGAACAUAUCAUAGAUAAUAUGGAAGCUUUCUGGAAGCAGGCAGACAAAGCCGAGCAGUUUCUCCUGAACCAAUCAAAUUGCUCAAGUGCCAAAAGAGGAAAGAUGAUGAUGUAUCUGACUGAGAGAAUGAUUGCAGUAGAAGGGUUAUUAAGCCAGUCUCAGGAUUUGCAAGCAAUGGACAUUCAAGAAAGAAUAUUUAAUUGGGAGCUAAUGGUGAAAAUGGUCGAUUUUUUUAAGACAAAGAUACAAGAAGAAAGUAAAUGUAGACUAGAUGCUGUAGCUGGCAUAUUGGACCAGUUAACGAUAAAGAGCAACCUCUCUCUUUCGCAGAAGGAAGAGCUUUUAACAGGCCUGCACAAGGCCUUCUUGGAGCAAGUAGCACAUUGCAAUAACGAAUGUGUCCAACAAGGUAAAGACCUAAUCGUGAAACUCCUGGCAUGUCGUACAAGGAAGAUAAGAGAGAUCAAACAAGCUCAGAAGGAUGAACAAGAGGAUCUACUCAGUAAAACUCAGAAAAUAGGGGAACUUGAUGAGUUUCUGAAGGCCUGCCAUGAAAUGUUAGAGAAGCAGAGACAGACACUGCAUGAUCUGGAAGAAGAGGAUGACUGCCAGAGCACUGAGGCCAUUGCAGAGCUCCAUCAGGAACUGUGUUCUGGAACUUCCCAUGCUUUAGAUGAGUUGGUGCAAGAGUUAUUUCUUCAGACUCUUCCUACCAAGACUGGUCUGUCUUUAAGAGAAUGUGAACUUCUAAAAGAAGAAUGUCAGGAGAAUUUGAUCCUUCAAUUAGAGAAAUGGGACAGCUGUAGACAAAAGCAGUGGAAGCUCUUCCAAGAACAACUGCAACAAGAAAAACAGCUGUGGACCAAGGAGUAUGCUCUGUCUGCUGUGAUGCAAAAACACCUGUCUGAGAAACAUGAGAAGAUUAUCCAAGGUGUUUUAAGCCGAUUAGGUGGCCUCAGUGAGGAGUCUGCUAAAUACAUAUUACGGAAGCACAGACUCUUGCUGUGUUCAGUUCUCAGAAGGUUAGCAGUCCGAAAUGUUGCUAUGGCUGCUCUGACUCACAUGAAAAUGUCCCAGAAGAAAAGCUUGCUUCAGGAGCUAAGAGAACAACAUACUCUGCAAAAGAGUUCCUCACACUGUCAAGAUGAACACCAGUGGCAACUACAGAACGCAAUGGAAUCUCACAUUCUGGAAGAAGAGGAGAAGCUGGAGGAGGAAACUCAACAAACACGUUUGGAAUUUCAUCAGCAGUUAGUUGCAGAAAUCCAAGAAGCUCUUCAGCUUGUGCAGCAGCACAUGGAACAAGUGAUUGGGCAGGCCUUGCUCCAGCAUGCCCGGCAAGAAGCUGCUAAGCAAAGCUCUGACGAUGAAGAGGACUUCAAGGAGAGACUGAUAGAAGCAGCUGUAGAGAGUGUAUAUGUGACCAGCAAUGGUGUCAAUAGACUGGUGCAACGCUACUACCAGCAAAUAGAAAAAAUCAUGGACGGGCAUGAAAACAGAAAACUUCAACAGCUGAAAUCCUUUCAGGCAGAAAGGACUGAAAAUAACAGACUCAGAAAAAAACAAGAAGAAAAUGAACAAACAUUGAAAGAAAAAAUGAAUCAAGGCACCCUGAACACGUCAUCUGCAGUCCAUCAAAGCCUGCUUUCCUCUACCAGGAUGUUGUUACAACAACAAAAAUUCUUGGCUCAGUUUGAUGUGCAGCAGCAGGUUCGUCUGGACUCCCUAAAACAGAAGAUACUGGUAUUGCAUCAUCUAGAAACACAACUUGAAAAUCAGCUAAAGCAAGCAGAACAAGAUUUCAUCACUGAGCUAGCUGCAUUGGCCCGAGUUCCCCUCACAGUGCGCAAGCAGCCUUUAAAUAGGAGCGUACAAUCAGGUUAG
Mauremys reevesii (Reeves's turtle) is the source of this 2349-nucleotide messenger RNA. RefSeq names its product EvC ciliary complex subunit 1 (gene EVC). The record is from RefSeq and is a predicted model, not a curated record. Gene Ontology annotation, biological process: smoothened signaling pathway. NCBI's taxonomy places the organism in Eukaryota, Metazoa, Chordata, Testudines, Geoemydidae. The transcript is spliced from 16 exons. The coding region runs from base 1 to 2349 and encodes 782 amino acids.